AUGUCGAGCGCGGAGAACAAGUUGGGAAGGAAGGGUAAGGUCUACGUGAGCACGGUCAUCGACGCCCCCAUCGAGGCGGUGUGGGCCACUGCCGGACGGUUCGCCGACCUCUCGUGGGGCGGCGUCAACAGCAAAUACCUUGAGGAGGGCUACGCGAAGGAGGACAAUGUGGUGGGCAAGCACCGCCUGAUUGACCUGGGUGGCAAGCACAUCCACGAGAUCCUCACCAGCCUCUCCGAUGCUGAGCACUUCUACACGUAUCACAUUACCAAGUCGGAUGAGGGCGUGUUUCCGGGCGCCUUGGCCAACUACCACGCGCGCAUAUCGUUCAAGCGUGUGACCGACAAGAACGCCACCUUUGCCGAAUGGAGUGCCGAGUUCGAUGGCGAGGAGGCGACAGCGGCGGCCGUGGAGCAGGCCAUCGGGCAGGGCGUCUUCACGGGUGCCUUCAACAGCCUCCGCAAGGCCUUGGCCGACAAGACCAGCGGCGCUUAA
Molecule: messenger RNA, 495 nt
Organism: Acanthamoeba castellanii str. Neff
Lineage: Eukaryota; Discosea; Longamoebia; Acanthamoebidae
Exons: 4
Coding region: 1-495 (164 amino acids)
Source: RefSeq, a predicted model, not a curated record